This is a messenger RNA of Sitophilus oryzae (rice weevil), 534 nucleotides long. RefSeq lists its product as uncharacterized. The record is from RefSeq and is a predicted model, not a curated record. NCBI's taxonomy places the organism in Eukaryota, Metazoa, Arthropoda, Insecta, Coleoptera, Curculionidae. The coding region runs from base 1 to 534 and encodes 177 amino acids. The transcript has a single exon.
AUGGGAUAUUUGAAAGCUUCGCGCACUUUUAAUGUUCUAAAAUCAACUUUAGAAGACUAUGUCAAGCGUGGCAGUUCUCCAGCUCCAGCCGGAAGAAGACCUGGCCUUUCGCCAGACUUGGAGAAGAUGUUAGUUGAUUAUUGUUUGGAAAUGGAUCGACGUUUCUUUGGUCUAAGUACAAUAGACAUCAGAAGGUUUGCUUACCAACUUGCUGAAAAAAAUGGCUGUUCGCAUAGAUUUUCUCGUGAGAAAGGCCAAGCUGGAAAAAAAUGGUUACGUGCAUUUUUAAGAAGACAUAAAAACUUAACGCUACGUAAACCACAAGGCUUAUCAAAAGCUAGAAUAAAGGGCUUCACAAAGGAAAAUGUUGAUCAUUUCUUUGAUUUACUUGAGCCAGCAAUGGAAAAAAUUCAAUUCAAUGCUUUACGAAUAUAUAACGUGGACGAAACUGGCAUAACAGCAGUCCAGUCCAAACAUCCCCGCGUCAUUUCUUUAAAGGGAAAAAAAACAAGUGUGCGCAGUAACUGCAGCUGA